This is a messenger RNA of Coregonus clupeaformis (lake whitefish), 570 nucleotides long. RefSeq names its product myb-related protein B-like. Gene Ontology annotation, biological process: regulation of DNA-templated transcription. The coding region runs from base 1 to 570 and encodes 189 amino acids. The transcript is spliced from 5 exons. Gene Ontology annotation, cellular component: nucleus. NCBI's taxonomy places the organism in Eukaryota, Metazoa, Chordata, Actinopteri, Salmoniformes, Salmonidae. The record is from RefSeq and is a predicted model, not a curated record. Gene Ontology annotation, molecular function: RNA polymerase II cis-regulatory region sequence-specific DNA binding; DNA-binding transcription factor activity, RNA polymerase II-specific.
AUGCAGAGUGACGAUGGAGACGAGAUGCUGUGUGUUGACACAGACUCUGAUGUGGCGGAACAGAGGGAGAGUUGUAAAGUUAAAGUGAAGUGGACACAUGAGGAGGAUGAUAAUCUAAAGAUCCUGGUGCACAACUUUGGAAAAAGUGACUGGAAAACUAUUGUCAGCUUCCUACCAGGACGCACAGAGUACCAAUGUAUGCACCGCUAUAUGAAGGCUCUGGAUCCAGAUAUAAUCAAGGGUACUUGGACCAAGAAGGAGGAUGACAAGGUCAUUGAGCUGGUGAGUAAAUAUGGGACCAAACAGUGGGCGAUGGUGGCCAAGCACCUGAAGGGCCGCCUUGGGAAGCAGUGCAGGGAGCGCUGGCACAACCACCUCAACCCGGACGUUAAGAAGUCCUCAUGGACCCCAGAGGAAGACCUGAUCAUCUACAAAGCCCACUGCGUCCUGGGGAACCGCUGGGCUGAGAUCGCCAAGCUGCUAUCUGGAAGGACUGACAAUGCUGUGAAAAACCACUGGAACUCAACCAUCAAACGUAAAGUAGAGAUGGGAGCAUAUUAUGGACAAUGA